Molecule: messenger RNA, 1847 nt
Organism: Peromyscus maniculatus bairdii (prairie deer mouse)
Lineage: Eukaryota; Metazoa; Chordata; Mammalia; Rodentia; Cricetidae
Gene: Kmo
Product: kynurenine 3-monooxygenase
Biological process (GO): quinolinate biosynthetic process; L-tryptophan catabolic process
Cellular component (GO): mitochondrial outer membrane
Molecular function (GO): FAD binding; kynurenine 3-monooxygenase activity
Source: RefSeq, a predicted model, not a curated record
UAAACACCGCCAAAGGAAGUGAGCUUUGACCAAGACUUGCUGCUGGCUCACAGAGGCCCCGGACUCCUGGCAAUAAAAAGAUCAAAACAGCAGCAUGUAGAACACAGAGUUCUAACCUGGACAGAGGUGUUCAAGCAGCUAUGGCCUCGUCUGACGCUCAAGGACAAAGAGUGGCCGUUAUCGGAGGUGGUUUGGUUGGAGCAUUGAAUGCAUGCUUUCUUGCAAAGAGGAAUUUUCAAGUUGAUGUGUAUGAAGCUAGAGAAGAUAUUCGAGUGGCUGAGUUUACACGUGGAAGAAGCAUUAACUUGGCCCUUUCUUAUAGAGGACGGCAGGCCUUGAAGGCCAUUGGUCUGGAAGAUCAGGUUGUCUCCAAAGGUGUGCCCAUGAGAGCGAGAAUGAUCCACUCUCUCUCAGGAAAGAAGUCUGCAAUUCCCUAUGGGAAUAAGUCUCAGUAUAUCCUUUCCAUUAGCAGAGAAAAGUUAAACAAGGAUCUACUGACUGCGGUGGAGUCCUACCCCAACGCCAAGGUGCACUUUGGCCACAAGCUGUGGAAAUGCCGUCCCGAGGAAGGGGUGGUCACCGUGCUUGGACCUGACCAAGUUCCCAGAGAUGUCACUUGUGACCUCAUUGUAGGCUGUGAUGGAGCCUAUUCAACUGUCAGAGCUCACCUCAUGAAGAAGCCUCGCUUUGAUUACAGUCAGCAAUACAUCCCUCAUGGGUACAUGGAGUUGACAAUCCCACCCAAGAAUGGGGAGUAUGCCAUGGAACCUAAUUUUCUUCAUAUCUGGCCCCGGAAUGCCUUUAUGAUGAUUGCCCUUCCCAAUAUGGACAAAUCUUUCACGUGCACCUUGUUCAUGCCCUUCGAAGAGUUUGAAAAACUCCUGACAAGUGAUGAUGUGCUGGACUUCUUCCAGAGGAACUUUCCAGAUGCUAUCCCUCUGAUGGGAGAGCAAGCCCUCAUGAGAGACUUCUUCCUGUUGCCUGCCCAGCCCAUGAUAUCAGUGAAGUGUUCCCCCUUCCACCUGAAGUCACACUGUGUGCUGAUGGGAGAUGCAGCUCAUGCCAUUGUCCCAUUUUUUGGGCAAGGAAUGAAUGCGGGCUUUGAAGACUGCUUGGUAUUUGAUGAGUUAAUGGACAAAUUCAAUAACAAUCUUAGUAUGUGCCUUCCUGAAUUCUCAAGAUUUAGGAUUCCAGAUGACCAUGCAAUUUCAGACCUGUCUAUGUACAAUUACAUAGAGAUGCGAGCACAUGUCAACUCUAGGUGGUUCCUGUUUCAAAGACUCCUGAAUAAACUUCUUCAUGCUAUUAUGCCAUCUACCUUUAUCCCUCUCUAUACCAUGGUUGCCUUCACCAGAAUAAGAUACCACGAGGCGGUGCAGCGCUGGCAUUGGCAAAAAAAGGUGAUAAACAAAGGACUCUUCGGCCUGGGAUCCCUGAUAGCCAUUGGCAGUGCCUACCUACUUGUGCAGCACAUGCCCCCGAGACCUCUGGGAUUCUUGAGAAGGCUGCCAUGGACUGGAACCACGGGAUACUGGAAUAGGAGCAUAGGUGACUUCUGGCAAGUUCCAUGGAGUCACUAGGAAAAAUUCCCCAUUUCACCAACUAAAGCAUCAAGGUUCCAGGUAGCAGAUGCUUGACUGCUCUCCAAAAUCAAGGACCAAAUGCAUGUUUCCACUGGCACAUUUAAUUCACUACUGGAAAAUAAUUGUUAGCAUAUAACCAAGUUCCAUGUAGAAAUUCUGUGUUUGUCAGCCGAACGAGAGGAGAUGCCGUUGCUGUUCUUGAGGUGUUUCCAUCCCUUUGCAUGCUUGGGCCGGGUCAAUUUAAAUUAAAAUUGCAAUAACCAA